GCAACACACUCCUCUCAUCCACUCAGUACACAAACACACACACAAACACACACACAUACACACACAUACACAGGCACACACACGCACCGGGAGAAUAGGAAGAUUUUUAGGAUUUUAAAUCAGUUUUCUGGACUUUUUGUUGGAACUUUUUCCUUCUUGUUUUUCCUCCAGAGUCUCACCGGCUGCGUGUCCUUCUUCUGCCCGGCUCUGAGCGCCUCUUCUCGGACACUAGAGCGGGGAUGUACCGGGUGGAGCUCCUGAAGCCGCUUUAAAUCUCCCUUCUCAUCCCGAGGAUUACUUCUGUGUUUAGAGGGGAGUUGUUGUUCUCUGAAACUCCGGGAACAGAUUCCCUCUGAUGGUGGGUUCCUGAGUGAUGACCCCCGUAGUUCUCGCUGCCCACUCCCCACCCCAAUGAUGACGAUGAGCUCAUUAUCGGACACUUUGGUCCCGCCGGAUCCGUCCAAAUCCGCGUUCCUGGAAUUUGGAGGUUAUCAGGGGCACCAGCAGCCCCCUCCCGGCCUGACGCACGGACACUACCCGGUGCACGCGUUGGUGGGGCCUCCGCAGCACGAGGGGCCCUUCUCCUCCGGUGCUUCUUCGUACGGGCGGCCGCUGGGUUACCCGCCGUACCACAGCCCCGUGAGCGCGCACCACCCCGGGGCUUACCUGGGCUACCAGCAUGGGGGGCACGGGGGCGCGCACGGGCACACCAGACUGGAGGACACGGAGCACGAGAAGCCCGGCUCAGGGCUGGAGGGGGGGGAGGUGCGUCUGAACGGGAAGGGGAAAAAGAUCCGGAAGCCCCGGACCAUCUACUCCAGCCUCCAGCUGCAGGCCCUGAACCAGAGGUUCCAGCAGACGCAGUACCUCGCCCUGCCAGAGAGGGCCGAGCUGGCUGCCAAACUGGGCCUGACGCAGACACAGGUGAAGAUCUGGUUCCAGAACAAACGGUCCAAAUACAAGAAGAUCAUGAAGAACGGGCCCUGUGGACCUGAGGGGGGGGAGCACCUGGCCCCUCCGCCGGCCCCCUCCCCCUGCUCGCUGUGGGACAUCAGCAUGGCGGCUAAAGCAGCACCGGGUCACUCCGCAGGAUACAUGAACAAUUUCUCCCACUGGUACCCCCCCCCACACCAGCAGGACUCAAUGCCCAGGACUCAGAUGAUGUGACAGGAAGCAGACGAAGCACUUCCUGCGCAGGACUUAUAGCGGGGGACGCAAACGGACACGAGUUCAUCCCUUCCUGUCCCCUGGUUUGGAGGUCAAUGGUUUUCUGAGUGUGUUUUUGGUUGUGAUCCUGAAAUAUAAAUAAGGCCUAAAGAGAUUUUAUCAUUUUGUUCUCCCACAUAAAGUAUGUCAGUAAAUACCCCGCUGGUAGAGUCAAACAGAGGUUGCCAACGAGUCUAAUGAGCGGCUGGACGUCAUCACGCCCGACAUUAGCCGCCCUUAGCUUAGCGGUGGAGACGUGAAGUCAUGUGCCAAUGAAAAAAUCCCAUUGGCUUUUUGUGUAGUGAACCAGGGAGAUGCUGCCUUCAGGGUCCAAUACAGAAAUACGCCACCCUCCAGAGGAGCUCGGCCCGCCAAGACUGUUGUGAUUAAGCUACAACUUGGACUAUAAUGCCGUCCCUGCGUCUCUGCUUUUGACUUUUCAGGGUUUUCAGUGUCUUACGGGGGUAAAAAAGUAAAAAUGAUAAACAAAGGAGUUCCUCAGGGCUUCUUAAUGGGACCCUUUGGUUUGAUGAAAAUCAGGUCUAAUCAGGUUGGUUAAAGAACCAAAGUUGAGAAAUGAUUUAUUGAUUUUUAAUUACGUGUAUUUUCUAUUUCGCACCCGAUUUUAUAAACAAGCUGAGAGUUUAAAAAGGCAAUGAAAGGAAAUGUUGUAUCUAUACUUUCACUGUCAAAGCCUUAAAGACCAAAGCCAUAUGUGUGUGAAAAUUCAUGAGUUUUGUCCAUUUUUAUAUUUUCAUAAUGAAUUUAAGAGUAAAAUGUUCAGUUUGGACCCUUAAGGUGAUUUUGGAGGUGGUAAUUAAAGGCAGGGUUUCAUUCAUUACUUUCAGUGUGGUUUUUACUCUCUGAGUUUUUCUUGCUGUCAGUUUUAAAUGUUUCCUUCCAGGAGUUUACAGGCUUAUAUGUGCGCCAUAAUUGGGAUGUAUUUAACAACAUUUGGUCAGGACUUGCUCUGUUAUUGGAAAUAAAUCAACCCCAUGAUCUUUGCCACCAUAUUUCAUUUUGUUUGUUCAACUUUGUUUUUGCAUCUUCAGAUCAAAUCGAAUCUUAACUUCAGUUUAUUUUUUGUUUUUUACCCGAUUAAAAAGUUUGACCUUAAAAACUGUAUAUAUUAAUUUGAUUUUACAGUAAAAUCUGAAAUUGAACUUCUUAUCAUCCAAUGUUAACCCUUUAAAAGCCAGUGUGUUUUGAUAAUUCAAUAGUUUUAAAGAAUAAUAACUCACUAAUGUUAGUGAUUAAAAACAGGAUUGGUUUUGAAUGCAUUUAUAUGUUGUUGUGCAGUGUCAGAUAUUCUUCAAAUGUUGCCUCAGAACAAAACCUACAGCUUCUGAACACAUACUUUAUUAAUGUCCUGCAUUUAUUUAAAAAUACUGUAUGAAUUCAUAUAAAAGCAGAAUUAUUGAGUCAAA
This is a messenger RNA of Eleginops maclovinus (Patagonian blennie), 2633 nucleotides long. Its product is annotated as homeobox protein Dlx4a-like. Gene Ontology annotation, biological process: negative regulation of transcription by RNA polymerase II; cell differentiation; embryo development. The transcript is spliced from 3 exons. Gene Ontology annotation, molecular function: DNA-binding transcription factor activity, RNA polymerase II-specific; RNA polymerase II cis-regulatory region sequence-specific DNA binding. The record is from RefSeq and is a predicted model, not a curated record. The coding region runs from base 412 to 1167 and encodes 251 amino acids. NCBI's taxonomy places the organism in Eukaryota, Metazoa, Chordata, Actinopteri, Perciformes, Eleginopidae.